Scatophagus argus is the source of this 2498-nucleotide messenger RNA. RefSeq names its product RNA-binding protein with serine-rich domain 1-like. The transcript is spliced from 7 exons. Gene Ontology annotation, molecular function: RNA binding. Lineage: Eukaryota; Metazoa; Chordata; Actinopteri; Scatophagidae. Gene Ontology annotation, cellular component: ASAP complex; cytoplasm; nucleoplasm. Bases 130 to 954 code for a protein of 274 amino acids. The record is from RefSeq and is a predicted model, not a curated record. Gene Ontology annotation, biological process: mRNA splicing, via spliceosome.
AUAAGGGUUUGCCCUGACAGUCCAGUUCGAGGGAUUAAAAUUUCACCUUCGUGUGCGUUUGUUGAUGACCUCCAACUGAAAUAUCGCGUCAUCUUUCUGCGACUAUUACUGUCGCGGGUAGGCGCAAAGAUGGCGCCUUCUCCAACAAAGCGGAAAGAAGACGACAAGAGUAAACAGCGAGGUAAGGAGAAAUCAGGAGCCAAAGAAGGAGCUGACAAAAGCCGGGGCCGAGAGAAGAACCGCACACGGCGCAGUGCUUCCAGUGGGAGCAGCAGGUCCAGCUCCAGUUCCAGCAGCAGCUCGGGCUCCAGCUCAGGUUCUUCGAGUGGCUCAAGCUCCUCUGCCUCCAGCCACUCAGGCUCAUCCAGCUCCCGCUCCUCUUCCUCCUCCUCCUCAUCCUCUUCGCCAAGCCCCAGCCGCCAGCGCCACAACAACAGACGACGCUCCCGCUCAAAGUCAAAAUCAGCAAAGAAGGAUGACAGAGACCGGCGGCGUCGGAGCCCCACACCCAAACCCACCAAGAUCUACCUGGGCCGGCUGACCAGAAAUGUUAUCAAGGAACACAUCCAGGAGAUCUUCUCUACCUAUGGCAAGAUCAAGAUGAUUGACAUGCCCAUGAAUCGCGUCCACCCUCACCUGUCCAAAGGCUACGCCUACGUGGAGUUUGAGACGGCCGAGGAGGCGGAGAAGGCCCUGAAACACAUGGACGGAGGUCAGAUCGAUGGUCAGGAGAUCACAGUCACAGCUGUGCUGGCUCCCACAGUGCGUCCUCCCCCCCGCAGGCUGUCUCCUCCCCGCAGGAUGCCCCCUCCACCGCCGAUGUGGCGACGCACACCGCCUCGAAUGAGGAGAAGGUCUCGGUCACCACGGCGACGCUCUCCAAUACGUCGCAGGUCUCGAUCACCCGGCCGUCGCCGUCACCGGUCGCGUUCCAGUUCCAACUCCUCCCGCUGAUGAUGACAAACCCCCUCCUCCUCCUCCUCCUUAUUUUUGAUCAAACACAUGUGAUAGAAGCACACAUAUUUUGUAGUUGACUGUUGCCAAUCAGUGAAAUGAGAUGAGAACAUGGACACCAAAAUCAUGACUGCAUACCUGAGUACAUCAUUGUAGCAAGUGCUUCACGCUGACAUCACAGCACAUUAUUCAAUAAGACACGAGCAUAAUCUUUAAGCUGAGAAAAUGAGUUUAAAGCAGGUCUAUGUUGAAUGGUGAACAAUCCUAGAUUCUGUGUAAGUUUGAGUCACUGUGCAGCAACCAAGUAUGAGCUUUCUGACUGUACUGCACAAGGCAGUUAUGAAAUGUCUUUUGAAUGUCCUUGAAAUGUAUUUACCAAUACAUUACCAAAAUUACUAGAAUGUUCCGCUUUGUUUUGUUUUUUAAUUAACAGCUUCCACUUGCUGAAUAAGAUACAUCUUAUGUGUCAGACUGUUCUCAGCAUUAUGAUUCAGUUUGUGUUUCAUGUCAGUCAGGCCAUUUGGCUGCAACAUGAGUUAAUUCAUUUAAAACACAUAUUGCUGUAAUAAACCAAUAGGCGAGUUUCUGUCCAAAUUCAAAUUAAAAAUUUUCAAGAAAUGUCCAGAAAAUCGGGAAAGAAAAUGGAAAUGAUGCACGUUUCUAUGUGCUGCUGUUAUGUGAGAACAUUAGCCUUUGGUUCCAGGAGAAGAGAGCUGAAGGGAGCUGAUGGAAGUAAACAAAGACCUGUUUUCUUCCAUUUUAGAGGAAACAAAACAUGUUAGGUCACGUUUAAGUCGCUGAGUCUGUCUUCACUGUGCUUUGUCACAUUAUGCUUUGAUCAAAACUAGUCUGUGACAUUCUGACGUUAACAAGUUAGCAGUAUUUUUGUUUUUCUUUUGUGUGUGUGUGUUUUUGAAAGUGUGCCUAAAAACGGGUGGAUGGGAAUGCACUUGUAUAUGUUAGUCACAUCAUAAAUUGACGCCACGUUAGCAUGGAAUCAAUCAUCUGGUGGAUCACACGAUUGAUUCUAGUGUCUGUGUUCUCAUCGCUGAAGCCGUAACUUUACUAAUGGCUUUAAAACACUCUUAAAAUAACUUUACUGUACAGUAUGUUAGUCAGUGUCCUGAACAUGUGAACAGCGUUGCUCAUCUGGGCAUUCUGCGUCCCAUCCCCCCACACACACGAUGCACCCAAUAGGCAGUGAAAAUGAUCUGCGGUCACACACAAGUGGAGGUAGGCGGUGCGUCGCAGCCGUCAGUCACAGUGACAAAGGCAGCUGCACAAGUGAGUCACAGUAACUCAGAAAUCAGUCAAGUCUGAAAAAUACGUUGUGAACGCAUAAAGAUCAGCGGGUUAUUGUGUGAAUUACUGAUACAUCAACAUCACAUUUGUGCUCUUAGUUCUGAGAGCAAGAGUUUUGUUAACGUGUAACUAAGUGCAUGUUUUUUUGUUUUGUUUAAACUUUAUUUUUCCCCAAAAAUCUCGAUGUGUGUGGUUCAACUAAUGUCUUGACAAUAAAAUGUACUAUUUGACCUGUCACAGCA